This is a messenger RNA of Pistacia vera, 784 nucleotides long. Its product is annotated as protein DCL, chloroplastic-like. NCBI's taxonomy places the organism in Eukaryota, Viridiplantae, Streptophyta, Magnoliopsida, Sapindales, Anacardiaceae. Gene Ontology annotation, cellular component: chloroplast. Gene Ontology annotation, biological process: chloroplast organization; chloroplast rRNA processing. The record is from RefSeq and is a predicted model, not a curated record.
AUGGCCUCUCCGGCUCUCCUAGAGGCUAAGACUCUUAGUCAUCAUUGGGCCUACAUACCCACACGAAAGAAAGAACUAGAUUUCCGAGGGAAUAGUGAGUAUUUGCAAGUGGACGAUCCUGAUUACAGGAAGUGGGAAGAUAAAGAUGAGAUUCUUCGAGAUAUCCAGCCUAAUGUUUUUGCCAAAGAGAUUAUUCACUCCGACAGGUAUAUGGACGGAGAACGUCUAACAGCAGAAGAUGAGAGAGCUGUGGUAGAAAAUCUUCUUGUUUAUCAUCCACAUUGUGAAGAUAAAGUUGGAUCCGGUCUUGAUUCCAUUAUGGUUGAUCGACAUCCUGAAUACAGGCAUUCAAGGUGCCUGUAUGUUGUUAGAACCGAUGGUGGAUGGAUAGAUUUCUCCUACCAGAAGUGUCUUCGAGCAUACAUUCGAGAUAAGUAUCCAUCCUAUGCUGAAAGAUUUAUUCGAGAACAUUUUAAACGUGGUAGUGGUUGAUAUUUGUUAAUGCGGUUGCUGAUUCCGGUCUUGAACUAUGAUUUUGGUGCCAGUGUAGACUGAUGUGUACUAAAAGAUUUAAAGUUUUCAUGCGAUUCGGGGAUGGGUCCAUGUUAUGGGUAAUCUGCAUACAAUAUAUAGCCUAGAUCUACAGAUUGUCAAUGUAGUAGAUAAUUGUUGACUGGCACUUGAAGUUUUGGACAAAGAAAAUGAUUGAAAUGAACAUCACUUUUUUUUUUUCUUGGAGCAUCGCUCUUGUUGGAUUUGCAUGUAUAUUUUGCUCAUUUGGUCC